This is a messenger RNA of Sceloporus undulatus (fence lizard), 3135 nucleotides long. It is a transcript of the gene GOLM2, whose product is annotated as golgi membrane protein 2. Lineage: Eukaryota; Metazoa; Chordata; Lepidosauria; Squamata; Phrynosomatidae. The record is from RefSeq and is a predicted model, not a curated record. The coding region runs from base 192 to 1499 and encodes 435 amino acids. The transcript is spliced from 11 exons.
GCGUGUUCUCGCGAGAGUUGGGGCCGCGAGGAAGGAAGGGACGGAGACGCGAACGCGGAAGUGGCGCAGAGGGGCAGCUGCAAGGGGGUCGGUCGGGAGGGAGGCCGCCUCGCGAAGAGCCCAAGCCGGGGAAGCCCGCUGCUCUCCAGGCACAGUGAGAAUCCGUGGCGCCCCUUCCCCCGGCCUCCCCGAUGGUGGGCUUUGGGGCGAACCGGAGGGGCGGCCGUCUGCCUUCCUUCCUCUUCGUGGCUUUGCUGCUGGUGGUGGCCAUCCUGGCCUUCAACUACUGGAGCACCUCCACCCGCCAGACCGUGCUGCAGGAGGAGGUGGCCGAGCUGCAGGUCCAGGCCAAGCGCAGCGACGUUGCCCGCGGGCGCCUGGAGAAGAGGAACUCGGAGCUCCUGCUCCAGGUGGAGUCCCACAAGAAGUACCUGGAGCAGAAGGAGGCCGACCAGAGCCACCUCAGCAGCCAGCUCCAGGCCAAGGAUGGACAGAUCAGGAAGUGCGAGGAGGGGAAGGUCAAGCUUCAGAACAACAUAUCGUACCAAAUGGCAGACAUACAUCGCUUAAAGGAGCAACUGGCAGAGUUGCGACAAGAAUUCAUACGUCAGGAGGACCAGCUUCAUGAAUAUAAGAAGAACAAUACACAACUUCUUAAACGGUUGGAGUAUGAAAGUUUUCAGUGUGGGCAACAAAUCAAGGAAUUGCGAAUGCAGCAUGAAGAGGAUAUGAAAAAACUAGAGGACCAAGUUACACAAGAUCGAAAGCAGACUUCACACAGGAGCCAGUCCAGUAGAGAUGCUGACGGAGGUCUGAGCGAUAAUCUGACAAUACUGAAGACGACUCAAGAAAUGGGCGAAAGGGAUGUCAUUAAGAAUGAAGCACCUUCAGUCAACAACAUCUCGGAUGGCAAAGAGAAAGUUAAACCAGGAGAUGACGCAGGAAUGCCUGGAGUAGAAGAGAACGACCCUGGUAAAGCCGAAGAUACACUCACUGCCUUGAAGAAGCCACUUGUUGAUUUUGAGAAAGUGAAACAUCGGCCCAAUGGAAAUCUGCCUACGGAAAACCCUCAUGCUCCAAAUCUGGUUGAAGGUGUCGACAACCAUGAUGGAAAUGCAGACGUCAUGCAAAGGCAGAUACCACCAAACUCUCUCCAUAACUUAAUUCCUGUUCAUGUCCUGGAAAACCAGAAAACUGAGAAAGAAAUGGCAAAACAAGCCUCAAAGGAUAGAGUCAAUGACUUCCAGAGAAUGAAGCAAAGCCGGUUCUUUGAUGAGAAUGAGUCCCCUGUUGAUCCGCAGCAUGGCUCUAAACUGGCGGAUUAUAAUGGGGAUGAUGGGAACGUGGGUGAGUAUGAGGCAGACAAGCAGGCUGAGCUGGCCUACAAUGAGGAAGAGGAUGGUGAUGGUGGUGAAGAAGACGUCCAAGAUGAUGAGGAGAGAGAGCUUCAGAUGGAUGGAAUGGACUAUGGAAAACCGCGCUUCAACGAUGUACUUUAAAUCCUAAAUUACCUUUAUCUGCGGAAUCCUGGAACAGGAGAAGAAACAACCAACGAAAGCCAUUUUCCAGUAUUUACUGUCAAGGACUGAAACAAGGCACAGCGGAGAGCAGGAAAUCCAGCUCUUUAACAUCCAGCAGUGGAAGCGGAAGGGAAAAGGCGGUGGGCAUGUAUAUAGUUGGUUCUGACCGUUUGCAAAGUAGUGUAGAGGUGGCUGGUUUUCCUACACAAUGAUUCAAGAGCCUGAACCGUUGUAGAGCUAGGCACAACUAACUCUAUAUUGGAUCAGGCUGCAAGACUGUUCCUUCCCCGUAACCUUUGGACUAAGAAGUAACAUUGUGGAAUAACUUGGGGUCAACAUAUUUCUGAAUUGAAGCCACUUUGUAAAAUGGAGAAACUUGUACAGUUUGUAUCUAACAUACUUUAAUUACACCAUUGAGGAAGGAGGGGAAAAUGUACAGAGGGGACAAACUUUGAUACGAUGCAGUAUUUAAUCCACGCAAGCACAUCCUGCCAUUGUGACGUGUAUUUUACAGGUAACAUUUCAUGUCGGAAAAAGUUGGCCAGAAAUACGUCUUAAUGUUUUAUGAAGGAACUUUCAUUAAAAGUGGGAACGCUCCAUGCGACGGUGAAAGGCUGUACAUUAACCUUAUGUGAGGCGAUAUUGUUAAUCCUAGGAGAGUGGUAGAAGCUAUGCUUAGUGGGAAUUCGGCAAGACAGUUGUCUCACGUUUUAGGAAGUUGACCAGUGUCCAAAUCUACAAACACAACAACCAGUAUGUCCAGCACAUAAGAGCUAUGAACAUUGCAUUUACUACAGCAGUACUUCUGAUAAUAUGCAGUAAGAGGUGGAUCUAUUGGGAAAAGUGCUCAUGGACAAUUCUGGCAAACUACAUUAAUUGCUGUGUGAACCCAAUGCGUUUGGGACUCAGAUGACACUCCGUUUCAUUUCAACUUUGCUGCUGCAAUAUGAAUUGUUCAGAACAUUGGGAAUGUUCUCUGUCCUUCUGUUUUUGUGUCUGUGUGUAUAUGUGUGUUUAAAUGUAAGAUUUCUUUAGGGCCGGUUUGGUUUGGCUGCACACUUUCCGCAGCGCACAGAAAUGGUUGUGCCCCUCUAUGCUCCGGCAGCGACAAGCGAUUAACCCUAGCUAGUUAUCAACAAGGGCUACUACUGUGAAUAAACUGUACAGGUCCUACAUGACAGGGUUGAUUGUACUUCACUAUUUCUGUACUCAGGUUAAUGUUCACCAAGAAAUCCAAACCCUUUUAUGGAGAUUUAAUGGAUCGUACGCAUUGAAUUAAAGAGAGGAGAGAUGGGUUUGCCGAAGCGCUCCCUUAGAAAAAGGCAGCCUGGAUUUCUGGCAAUGGAAACGGAGGUUUGUAUUUGGGGAACCUUUUGAGGGCAAUUUCUCCAGCCAAGACUGUUCUUCCUACAGUUUUAUUUACAGCUCCACACACAGAGAUCCAAGGCUGAGCCUCAUUAGAAGUAGUAGUUUUCCUUGCCAUUGCCAUCGGUCUUCAGUGUUGUACUUUGUGAAUUGACCAAAAUACAGGUGUACCCCAAAGUAGGUGUGAUUUCAUUAAGAUGCUGCUGUUGAAAGACAACAUUUAAUAGGUUCUAAUAAAAACUUAAUAUGG